GAUUUGAACCCACAACCGCCAUAACUGAACAAAACAGCAAGCACAAAGCGACAACAACGCUCCGUGGAACAAUUUCUGUGUAGUUUGAUAAAGUACAAUUGUUUUCUACACCCAAAGGUCGUGUUUGUGAUGCAAUCCAGAAACAUUGAUAGCUUUAUCAUGAAUGGUAACGAUUGCGAUUCGUCCAACUCGGAAUUGCUGAUGAAAACCAUCAAAAUGAUGCAGCACCCGGCGUACGAGAAUCCAUACGAGUGGUCUACGGAUGAUUUCGAAAUAGGAUGCCCGCUUGGUCGCGGAAAGUUCGGUCGCGUCUAUCUUACCCGCGAGCGUGAAACCGGCUUUAUGGUGGCAAUGAAGGUCAUGUUCAAAUCUCAGCUAACCAAAUGGAACGUCGAGAAGCAGCUGUUGCGCGAGAUCGAAAUCCAAUCGCGCCUCAAACAUCCGCACAUUCUGCGACUGUACACAUGGUUCCAUGACGAUCGGCGCAUCUACCUGGCACUUGAGCUGGCCGCCCAGGGAGAGCUGUACAAACACCUGAAGGCGGCACCGAAAGGCCGGUUCGACGAACGCCGUUCCGCACGCUACAUAUCGCAGGUGGCCGAUGCGCUGAACUACUGUCACGCCAACAACGUGAUCCACCGUGAUCUGAAGCCGGAGAACAUACUGCUCACCGAUGACGACAACAUAAAGCUGGCCGAUUUUGGUUGGUCCGCACAUACCAACUCGAACAUGCGCAAAACGAUGUGCGGUACGCUGGAUUACCUGCCGCCCGAAAUGGUGGACGGCAAGACGUACGACGAUUCGGUCGACCAGUGGUGUUUGGGCAUUCUGUGCUACGAAUUUCUGGUGGGCAAUCCACCGUUCGAAUCGCAGACGACACAAAACACGUACGACAAGAUCCGGCGGCUGGACAUCGUGUACCCGCGGCACAUGACCACCGGUGCGAUUAAUCUCAUCUCGAAGCUGCUGCGCAUACCGAGCAGUUCCCGGAUCACGCUGCGAGACGUCAUGAACCAUCCGUGGGUUUUGCAGAUGAAGCAGUAAAUGGAAAGGUUGUAAUUGUGGUAUGUUUGUUUUGGAAAAGGUCGGAGCGAAUAGUUAAGUAAACUAAAUGGUAAAUUAUCAUUUUAUAACAAUAAUAA
Molecule: messenger RNA, 1142 nt
Organism: Anopheles stephensi (Asian malaria mosquito)
Lineage: Eukaryota; Metazoa; Arthropoda; Insecta; Diptera; Culicidae
Product: aurora kinase B-like
Exons: 2
Coding region: 130-1044 (304 amino acids)
Biological process (GO): mitotic spindle organization; regulation of cytokinesis; protein phosphorylation
Cellular component (GO): spindle midzone; spindle microtubule; chromosome passenger complex
Molecular function (GO): protein kinase activity; ATP binding
Source: RefSeq, a predicted model, not a curated record